Didymodactylos carnosus is the source of this 690-nucleotide messenger RNA. NCBI's taxonomy places the organism in Eukaryota, Metazoa, Rotifera, Eurotatoria, Philodinida, Philodinidae. The record is from the annotation of a GenBank genome assembly.
AUGCCUAAUCAUUCUAAUUGUCAUUAUUAUACUGAUAGUCUAUACUCAACCAAAGUUGAUCAUCUAAAUGAGAAAUAUGUUUCGUUAACAAUUGAUGAUUUUCCAAAUAUAAACGAUUUGAAUGUUAGUAUUCAAAUUUUGGACAUUUUGAAGAAAUAUGAUGCUCAUUGUACAUUUUUCACUAUUGGUAGUCAUGUACUUAAAUAUGAGGCUAAUUUAAUCGAUGAUUUAUUCAAAAGAAUCUCAGUAGAAAAUCAUGAACUCGGAAACCAUGGAUGGCGUGAUGAAAUGGCAUUAAAAUUAUCCAAAUUUGAAUUAGAAAAACAAAUUAACGACACGCAUACAGUUAUCACUAAAAAUAAACAUUUUAACCAUAAAAACUUGUGGAAUUGGUUUCGACCAGGUCACGGCUAUUUUAAUUCGACUAUUCUUGAAGUUUGUAAAAAAUUAAAUCAUAAAUUGGUGUUAGGUUCGAUUUAUCCUUACGACCCUCAGCUAAAAUAUUCGAGAUGGAACUCAUCAUUCAUUAAAUAUAAACUCUAUUCCGGUGCUAUUAUAAUUCUACAUGAUCGUUUAGCAACAGUUCGAACGUUAGAAUUAGUAUUACCGGAAAUAAUAAAACAAAAUUAUCAAAUAGUAACAUUAACAAAAUUAUACCAACUUUCUAAAACGUCAUUACGACCAGAUUAG